AUGUUAUAUCGGAUAAUUCUAAUGGCAAGCUCAUUACCAGGAAUGAUCGAAGCGUUAGGAUGCAUUAUAAGUGGAAAACACGCAAUGAACGGGCAAGUCGGUGGUUCCUCAGAAUCGAAGCACAUUUGUCGCAAAUCCAGCAAAUAUUGCAUCAAAGUGCAAUCCGAAUUCAUUAUUAAUGGCGGUACGAAUGUUUAUAUUUUUUAUUAA
Gongylonema pulchrum is the source of this 210-nucleotide messenger RNA. The record is from the annotation of a GenBank genome assembly. Lineage: Eukaryota; Metazoa; Nematoda; Chromadorea; Rhabditida; Gongylonematidae.